Prunus armeniaca (apricot) is the source of this 348-nucleotide messenger RNA. Lineage: Eukaryota; Viridiplantae; Streptophyta; Magnoliopsida; Rosales; Rosaceae. The record is from the annotation of a GenBank genome assembly.
AUGGAUCUGCAGCAAGACACUCAAGAGCAUGCAAAGCUUUUGAAAAAUCAUUCAACGCAAGUAUCCCUUGGUCCAUUUAAUUCCAACUUGGACCCGAAGAACACGCUCUUCCAUUCAGUGGAAAUAAGGCUUCAGCUGCUCCCAGCGCAGCAUCGCAACAAAGAAAAUGAGGUUGCUAGGUUGCUGAGGCAUUUAUUCGAACAGGUGGUGGGCACCUCCAAGGUAGAGCUGAGGAGCAAACUCCAGCGACUUCAAAGCUUUUUCCGGCGAGGGGAGGUGCAGCUCAUUGCGCCUCUGUGGAUUCGCCAAUGGAUGUGGUCAGAGGGACAAGUAAUGAACUCACGAUGA